Molecule: messenger RNA, 590 nt
Organism: Drosophila persimilis
Lineage: Eukaryota; Metazoa; Arthropoda; Insecta; Diptera; Drosophilidae
Gene: Argp
Product: low molecular weight phosphotyrosine protein phosphatase 1
Exons: 4
Coding region: 16-513 (165 amino acids)
Biological process (GO): protein dephosphorylation
Molecular function (GO): protein tyrosine phosphatase activity
Source: RefSeq, a predicted model, not a curated record
AUUAUCUCCGCCACGAUGAAGGUUCUGUUCGUGUGCAUAGGCAACACCUGUCGCUCGCCCAUGGCGGAAGCUGUCCUGAACCAUUUGAUAGUGAAACAUCAACUGGAGGACUGGCAUACGGACAGUGCGGGCCUCAGGGAUUGGAAUGUAGGCAUAGAGGCUCAGGGACGUGGCCAAGAACUGCUAAAGCAACAUGGUCUGAAGACAACACACUUGGGUCGAAUGAUAACGUCGCAAGACUUCUACGAAUUUGAUUACGUUCUUGGCAUGGACAACAGCAACCUGUCGGAGCUUCGCCAAUUGGCAGCAAGGCUAGAGCCUCCACCUCAGUGUAAGAUAAUGCUGCUGGGCAGCUUUCUGGGCCGCAAGGAAGAUGAGAUCAUUCCGGAUCCAUACUUUACACAAGGCAUGGCUGGCUUUCAUGCUGCCUAUUUGCAGAUCCAGGAGAGCUGCGAACGAUUUGUCCAGCAGCACACAAGAAAAGAGAAGGAUCUGUUGGCGGGCUCUCCAUAAAGUCAGUCGGUUCCCCCAUACAAUGAGUUAUUUUCAGAGGCUUGGAUGGAUUAAAAAAUCGAUGCUUUACACAUAAA